Molecule: messenger RNA, 1005 nt
Organism: Caenorhabditis remanei
Lineage: Eukaryota; Metazoa; Nematoda; Chromadorea; Rhabditida; Rhabditidae
Exons: 4
Coding region: 1-1005 (334 amino acids)
Biological process (GO): NAD-cap decapping; nuclear-transcribed mRNA catabolic process
Cellular component (GO): cytosol; nucleus
Molecular function (GO): mRNA 5'-diphosphatase activity
Source: RefSeq, a predicted model, not a curated record
AUGGAAACUAAAAUCAAAGUGGAAACCGUUGGAUAUUACCAUCAAAAAGAGGACAUGACAGCCAAUGUGGGUCUACUUCCUAAGAAACUCAACAAUAAUCGAAAAUAUUUCGAGAAUCCCUCUUUGAAAUUUCCUUAUUUGAAUCUGAACGUUGAAGUCAAAGAUCCUGGAAUAGGAGAUGUCAAACUUGAGUCACUUAUUGACUUCAUUCGUCUCAAAGGAUGGCCGAACGGUGUUAAACCGGACAUUGUUACCAGUAAAUCCACUCUCAUUUCUGUUGCCCAAAAACGUCCAGACAUAAGAAUCCAAGUAACGCGCUUGUUCGGAGUGAGCUAUUUAUUGAAGUAUCACGAAGGACCUUAUAAUUUUCCAAUGAGUGAUAGAAAUGGAAAUUUCGGAUUGAUUUUUCGACACUUUUUCACUCGAAAUGACGAUGAAGAACUAUUGGAAGUGGAUAAAACUAGUACGAAAGCAGUGUUCCGAGCAACUGUUCCAUAUCUGAAUGGUUGUUGGAACAUACUGUAUUCAGGAGAAGUUCCAGCAGUGGAUGACCAAAACCGUCAUUACGAUUUCCGAGUUGUUUCAUGGGGGACUAGAAAUCCAUACUUCUGGAAAAACAACAGUUGUCGUUGUUACUGGAAAUCUGUUUUCGGAAAUGCACAAUACAUUAUAGUCGGAGCGAGGACUCACAAUGUCCAAAGCGAUCCGAAAACAAGAAGUCCACAUAGAAUUCCGGAAAAAUCGGUAUACGAAGUUGAACGACUGGAAAAGGAGUGUUGUCCAGUGGAAGCUGCAAAAAGAAAUCCAUUAGAAGCGUGGACUGUUUCAGAUGGAGAGAACACCAUUCAAGAUCUUUUGAUGUUGAUUGACACCGUUGUUACAACUGAAGGUCAUAGUUACAUUAUCUCGAGGAACAGCGAUAAUUCCGAAUGGGUUAUCGAAGAAGACAGUGAAGGAAACGAAGAGUUUCAAGAUCUUGUCGUUCGAUGUAUUCCGCGGGAAUGA